AUGGUGAAGCAAUCUCCAUCCAUAGUCACUCUUGUCUUUUUCGUUCUCCUCCUUUUCAUUUUAACUGAAGUAGAAGGGGCUAAAAAGUCAUAUGGGGUAUACAACACCAACCCCGUAAAGUUGUUUGUUUUUGGGGACUCGUAUGUUGAUACAGGGAAUUUUGCGAACUCAGGAUCAUAUAAGCCUCCGAGUGGAAUCACUUUUCCUGGAUCACCCGCAGGCAGGUUCUCCGAUGGUCGCGUCCUCACUGAUUACGUUGCUUCCUUUUUGAAAAUUGAAUCCCCUACACCAUAUAGGUUGAGAAAUUCCUCUAAUGUACAGUAUGGUAUAAACUUUGCUUAUGGAGGGACUGGUAUUUCCAAAACUUUGGUUGAUGGACCAAACGUAACGGUCCAAAUCGAUGAAUUUGAGAAGCUAAUCGAACAAAAAGUCUAUACCAUUUCCGACCUUGAAUCCUCAAUCGCUCUAGUGAACGCUGGUGGCAACGAUUAUACACAUGCACUAACAAAUGGAAGCGUUUUCGAUUUACCAGAUUUCACUGAAUCCCUUGUCAAGCAAUUAUGCCAAGAUCUUAAACGCAUCCACAACUUGGGCAUAAAUAAAAUAGCGGUUGGGUUAUUGCAGCCUAUUGGGUGUUUGCCGGCGUUGAAUUUGAUAUCUUUACGCACAACAUGUGUUGAGUUUCUCAACUCGAUCUCCAGAACUCACAACAAAAUUCUGCUCCAAAAUGUACAAGAAAUAAACAAGGAAUCAGGAAAAUCAGUUGUCAUACCAGUAGACCUCUACACCUCCUUCGUCUCCGCAAUUGAAUCGAUGCAAAAAAGAGGUGCAGGAAACUCGACAUGGAUGAAUCCAUUGCAACCAUGUUGUGAAGGAGUGGGUUUGGGAGAUUCUUGCGGAAAGGUAGAUGACAAAGGAGAGAAGAAGUAUCGCCUAUGCGAUAACCCAGAUAUUUCAUUCUUUUGGGACACAGUUCAUCCUUCUCAGAACGGUUGGCAUGCCGUGUUCAUGAUAUUGAAAUCUUCUCUCAGUCAACUAUAG
Abrus precatorius (Indian licorice) is the source of this 1041-nucleotide messenger RNA. Its product is annotated as GDSL esterase/lipase At5g03610-like. The transcript has 5 exons. Bases 1 to 1041 code for a protein of 346 amino acids. Gene Ontology annotation, molecular function: hydrolase activity, acting on ester bonds. NCBI's taxonomy places the organism in Eukaryota, Viridiplantae, Streptophyta, Magnoliopsida, Fabales, Fabaceae. The record is from RefSeq and is a predicted model, not a curated record.